Schistocerca serialis cubense is the source of this 5193-nucleotide messenger RNA. RefSeq names its product coagulation factor XI-like. NCBI's taxonomy places the organism in Eukaryota, Metazoa, Arthropoda, Insecta, Orthoptera, Acrididae. The transcript is spliced from 6 exons. Gene Ontology annotation, biological process: proteolysis. Gene Ontology annotation, molecular function: serine-type endopeptidase activity. The coding region runs from base 29 to 1009 and encodes 326 amino acids. The record is from RefSeq and is a predicted model, not a curated record.
CCUUUACAAGCCACGCGAUCGGCCGAACAUGGUGUUCACCAGCUUCAGUCUUCACAUGAUACCCAUAUUUGUGCUGACGAUCCUACUCGUUCCGUCAACCGUCAACGCCUACGUAUGCGGGCUGACGUCGGGCAGCCGCGUCGUGGGCGGCGUGAAGGCGCCGGCCUACGCCUACCCGUGGUUCGCGGAGCUGCUACUGCGCGGGGAGCCCGACAACGGUGUCUGCGCAGGAGCGCUCAUCUCCCGCCAGCACGUCCUCACCGCCGCUCACUGCUUCGUCGGGAUACUGGAAGGUGUUCCCAACGACAAGAAGUAUAAGGUCGCGCUGGGGAUGUCUAACCAGUGCGUCAACCAGAACACGAGGAAGAUCUACGACGUGGCCCGAGCGGACGUUCACGAGCGCUACACUACGGCAGGGAACGACUACGACAUCGCCCUGCUCACACUCAAGGAGCCCGCGCAUUUCAUGCCGCUCUGUCCUCCGUGGGAAGUGCAGGGAGCUAGCCGGCUGAUGUUGUGGGGCCGGCCGGCCGACGCGCCGAAGCCGCUGGUGCUGCCCGACGACGGCGGGCGCACCGGCCUGGUGGCCGGCAUGGGCACGACGCGGCCCGGCGUGUCCAGCAGCACGCCCUGCGAGAUCCGGCACGCGCUCGUCACCGUCCUCACGCGCCGCGAGUGCCUCAACACGCGCCUGCCGCGCGUCGAGGCCAUGCAGCCCGGCAUCAUCUGCGCCGGAGAGCUGGCCGGCGGCGUCGAUACCUGCCAGGGAGACAGUGGUGGUGCGAUGAUGACGAAGUCUGGCCGCCAGUACGUCGCCACAGGCAUUGUGUCGUACGGCUACGGCUGUGGGCAGCGCAACAUGCCCGGCGUGUACACGAACGUGUCGUACUACAAGGACUGGAUCGUGAAGCACAUGGGCUCCGGCUACCAGCAGCGCCUGCGCUCCAGGACCGGCGCCGCUAGGCGGGCUGGCCAGAGAAGGGGCGGCGCCGCUGCGAACGCCGACUGAACCUCGUUCCACGGCGGUCACCACUGCUGCCCGAAGGCGCGCCUCCACGCUAAUCCUCGUGACCACUCACCGCGAAAUUAUCUGGGCUUCCAUAGCCGCGAUUAAGUGCAUAAUGAAUGUGCCUCCCAAAUGAACGUUCUAUCGCUGUUCCUUUGUUUGAGUUCCUCGGUACGUAGAUAAUGAGAUGCUUUUCACACUUAUUAACGCCAUUCCGUGUUUCCGGUAUUUCAGUAAAUAGCACUUGGUUCCACACAAAUUAAAUUAAAUAGUAUAUUUCACGUAGACCCGAGUAAUAAAAUUUAAAAAAAAAAAUUGUAGUCUUCUUUUGAAAAACCAAUUUAGUAGCCGAGAUAUCUAUGUUGACACACUAACUGUAGUACUAGUUUCGCCAUAUCUGUUGCCUUCCUCAGUUCUAUAAAAAAAGAAAAUAUUUCGACGUUGUAGUUUACAGCAUGCACUAUACCUAUUUCAUGUUAUAUUUCUUCUAUUAAUUCCAACGUUAAACAGAAUGUGACGCUCUUGCAGUAGUUGUCUGUAACUGAUGUUAGGUAGAGAGCCUGUAUAGGGAGAGAGUGGCCAUUGGUGAAGCUGCCCGUGAUUGGUUGAUUAGCUUCGGCGCCAUUUUUCUGCCAAACGUCUCUCGCGCUUCCUAUGUUCGCCAUGCUUUUGAGCUGAAUUGAAGUUCAUAGGACUUUUGGAAACGAUUAAGAAGUAUUUGAUUUAUUGAGAGACUUGUUAUUCGUUGUGCAUGCAUGUUCGAUUUAGUUGUAUAUCGUUUUUAGUACGUAAUUAGCGUUUGCGUGCAUAGUGGUAGCAUCACAAGCUUUUCUGAAGCCAAUAUCUGACAGUCCUUGCUGGAAACGGAAAGUUCCUGUAAUUGUUGUGCCAUGCUCAUUCGACUUUAUAGCGUCAAACUGUAUUUCGUUGCGAAUCAGAACACUAGGCAUUAUUUAGGUUUCAGUAUUAUUUCCUGACUGUUUACGCAGCCAAGUGCUAGGCACGUUUUCCGCAGUUGUGGUUGCUGAAACAUUAUUCGUAGUAGAUGAUAAUUGUAGGUACUCUUGAAUACAGUUUUUAAUAGGCCUACUUACUGUGGGGUAGAAGGGAUACGGUAGUUUCCUUGUUAUAUUUGAUCGAUAUUAUAGUAGCCUACAUUUAAUAUUACCUGAUUUUUGUAAUCUUUUUCGUUUGUUAUUUACGAGAGGUUUUCCAGUUGUUUAUUUGUGACAUGCAAAAAGUUUGAAGACGUGACAAGAAGUACUAAUACGCCUCAAACUUUUUGCGAUGUCACAAGUAAACAACUGCUUACGACUUUCAUUCAUCUGACGUAAUACAGCUACGUUAAAUCUUUAGCGUUAUGCACUUCCGAUACAAAACAAAUGCUAUACACUAUACUUUAUUUAUUUACGUUACUUUCAUUGCAAUAUGUCAAGUAAACGAACUUCAAAGGAGAUAAAUGCAAGUAACGAAUAAUUUUUACAGCCACUGUAUCCAAUUUUCCUGUGCUGUACGUAGUAGGCUACUAUGAGUAUAUUAUAGCUGUAAAGAAAGGCACUUAACGAAUGAUUACGCGAUAUUGUCUUGUGCUUUUGAUUCGGUGAGUGUGUACUCCACUAUUCCACUAGUGGCCAUUCAAAAGUCUCGCCCGCAGUUUGGCAGAAAAAUGGCCGCCGCAUCGUCUGGUUGGCCACCCUCUCCCUAUACAGGCUCUCUAUUGUUAGGCAGUGCAGACAGCCAUCUCGUGGUACCUUUGAGUACCAAAUCCUGACAGUUGCAGUGGACUGUGCGCGGAAGCUUCUCGGGCUGACCUCAACCAAUAGCGUAACGCGAUUUUGUAAACAUCACUAUCGCAACGCCUCAGUGUUGUCACAGCUCUGUAGGCGGCUAAUGUUUUCGCCUGCAGCCGUUAGCGCUUCGCAGUUGAAAGCUGGCAACAGUGCUGUGAGCUGUCAUUGAUCUUCUUACACCACCUCGACUAUAGCUUCCAUUAUACUCCAAAUGCAGUUGUCAGUCGCUCCGUCGCAGUCAACACGGCUUUAGACCACAAAGUGGCAAGAUGUGCCAUGUACCUGUCUUGCUGGCGCCAUGCACACUCAACGUUGUACACACUUUAUGACGGGACACCUAGCAUGUCAUUCUAGCGCCUCGACUUCUUUAUGGCAUGCUUUUACUUAAAAAAUUUUUGCUUGUUAGAGAUAUUCAUCAUUAUAUGUUGACGUUGGAUUAUAUCCGGCCAUAUGAACAGAAUUUUAUGAGGGUUGUUAUUUUACGCCAUAUUGUAUAUUUCUCAUGUGGCAGACUGGUGUAAGGAUUGUACAGGGUGUGAUACAAAAGUUUCAAUACUUAACUCAGAACUAGAAAUUCAUUGGACAUUUAAGUACAGCGGACUAAAAUUCUUCAAAAUAUGAUGCUUCAGCUUCAACACAGCGCUGCCAGCGCGUCUUCCACUGUUUGUAUCCCUUCUGGAAGGCCUCGGGUGUCAUGCUGUGAAGGGCUCUCAUUGAAGCCUGCUGGAUGGUGUCGAUGGAGUCGAAUCGCUUCCCUACUAAGCCUGUCUUGAUUCAGGGGAAGAGGAAAAAGUUACUUGGAGCCAAGUCAGAGCUGUAGGGUGGCUGCGGCAGUGUUGUCACGUUGUCAAAACUUCGGCGGCGGCGUGCGACGUGUGAGCGGGCGCGUUGUCGUGGUGGAGAAUCCAAUCACCCUUGAUCGCCGGGCAGACGCGGCGAACUCGAUCCCUCAAGCGGCAGAGCACUCGCACUAAGACAACGGUCAUUGUUUGCAAGUUCCUGCACUCUCUCCACAUUUUGAUCCGUUUCCUUCCUUAAAGGCCUCUUGAAUCAUACCAAGAAUCUCCGCGCUGGUUUUGUCCAGUCGCACGCAAAACUUAAUCGCAUAACGCUGCUCCAAGUGCUACUCCAUUUCUGACUCUUCUACUUUUCGACCGAGCUCAAUGAUACGCACUCACGCUGCAAGCGAUGCACACUCUCUAGAGUUCUGGAGGUAACUGCCACAGUGUCAGUUCGUUCCCUGACACCCCCACUACUUCCCCCACCCAGCGGAACCGGUCCGCGUGCGCUCCCCUACUCAAAAAUGAAUCAGUCUUGAAACUUCUGAAUCACACCUUGUAUGAUGUAAGUACCACUGUCUGCGCUCAUGGUUACGUAAUUUUUGUCAUUGAACCAUUGCAAUGCCCUACUACACUUUUAAUUUUUUGAGUGUAAUCCUGUAAACUCGACAAAAUGUUCAAAUGUGUGUGAAUUCCUAAGGGACCAAAGUGCUGAGGUCAUCGGUCCCUGCACUUACGCACUACUUAAACUAACUAAACCUAAGAACAACACACACACACACCCAUGCCCAAGGGAGGACUCAAACCUCCAGCAGGAGAGACCAUAAUCUCGACAUAUUUUUUUAUAGAUCUGAGGAUGGCAAUACAUAUUAGCAAAAUUAGUAAUCCAGUAUUGAUAUUAACAUAGCGAUCCUGCCACAUAAAUUGGUUUUCAAAAGAAGAGUACAAUAGAAAAUUCUAGAUCGCCUCCUGAGCUAAAUACCGAUGUCAAGUGACCACAAAAAUUUUGAUGUGAUUCUUCAGUUUAUCCCGGCGUAUUUGUUGCUCGAACAGUCCACGGGUAUAUUGCCGGUUCAUAGUGUCCAACGGGCACAAUAUUUCGGCGAAAUAUUGUGCCCGUUGGAUACUAUGACCCGGCAGUAUACCCGUGGACUGUUCGAGCCACAAAAAAUUUGUUCACUUGAUAUAAAAACUUCACGAAAGCUAAAUUCUGCAUUACAUUACCAAUUUUUUUAGUUGGCCUCCGGAGUUUGUACUCUGUUUAGCCAUACAAAACACAUGGUUGCGUGGAACACACAAUUUUACAGAGAAAAUGAAUCCAUAUUUACAGAAUUUAAAGCUCAGCCGCCACAAUUCUUUUUUUCCAGAACAAAAUUUUAAUUGAUAACAUGACAAGUAGACAUUAUUGUAUUAUCAACUGACGAUAUUUCUUAAAUUUAAUCGUAAGCGAUAAAUAUUGUUGUCUUUCUACAAUAAUUUUUACACAGUCUGAUGCAGGUUAUCUAACUGUGUAUAUAAUUGAAAAUGCAACUAUGAAAAAAUCUUUAACUUCUGCGAAAUAUCGUGACUGAUUAUGAAAUAAAAUUGUUAGUGAAAGCCACGUCCUUUGCUCCACAAU